This is a messenger RNA of Theileria orientalis strain Shintoku, 1716 nucleotides long. RefSeq lists its product as hypothetical. Gene Ontology annotation, molecular function: zinc ion binding. The coding region runs from base 1 to 1716 and encodes 571 amino acids. NCBI's taxonomy places the organism in Eukaryota, Apicomplexa, Aconoidasida, Piroplasmida, Theileriidae. The transcript has a single exon. The record is from RefSeq and is a predicted model, not a curated record.
AUGAAGGACGAAUCUGGGCAUAUAUUCUACCGUUUCGGUAGUGAACGAAACAUAUGGCGUGAACUACAGCUAGAUACGAAUGCCGGAGUUCUAAUAUCGGAUUUAAAGAUCAUGAUCGCACAGGAAACCAGUUUAAUGAGGGAGUUUGCCAGGAAAACCAACUUGCUGAUAUCACUGUACGACGAUAACAAGCCAGAUGAACUCCAGCCUCUAGAUGAUAACAUCGUGGUUCACACCGGGUCAAGGCUAAUAAUCAACAGAGUUGCCUGGACGCCCAGUAAGCCGAUUGUGCACGAAGCAAAGACCCAGAUUGAACCUGACUUUGCUGGAGAUACGAAAAAGUUGAAAAAGUUUCCAAUUUCCCUCAUCUGUCAACUGUGCCAUAAACCCCUAAAUCAGCCUUUCCUUGUAAAAUGUUCAGCAAGGUGCGGAUGCAGCGGAUGUAAAAACUGCCUCCAGGAGUGUUUGGGAGAGAGCCUGCCGGAUUUCGACGAAAAGUCAACGAACGAUGAACCGUUUGAAAUUUAUGACCUGGAGGAUAAAAAGGCGUGCCCAUUCUGCGGCCACGGGUUCGUGAGUGCGUGCGUGAAAAAUAGAAAGAUGCAAACGCUGCUAAACGGGCUGGACCUGGAGUGCUUUGAACUGCCGGACCAAGUGGACCUGUACUUCCCGUCAUUUAUACACAGGUUCGGAAGUAACGUAGACUAUCCCACGCACUUCGUACUCGAGAUAGACCAGGACCUGUACGACGUGGUCGCUGAGAAGAUGCUCAUGCCGAUCUACGGAGACAGUUUGCUGGAUGUGCGGGUUAAAAAGUACGAAGUGCCAGCGGCCAGUGAGACGAAGAUAGAGCUGGACCUUAAUAACAUGGACGAGUUGAAGGUGGAGGACCUGGAGAUCAAAGUGAAGCAGGAAAGAAUGGAGCUAGAGUCGAAAAUAUAUGAGCCAGUGGAAGAACCGGAAAAAAGGAAGGAGGAAGAGGAAGAGGAAGAUGAGGAGAGGAGCGUUAUCGCAAUAGUGCUCUCGAGGGUCUCGGGAGCGUUCUCGCUGACGGUGUGCGGCAUCAUCAAGUUCCUCUCGGAGUACCCAGACGUCGAGUUCCUGAACAACACAGGAGCGAGAACGUCGCUGAAGUUCCAGUGGAUCAUGCACAGAGAGUUCACAAUGCCACUCACGGCGCUGAAGGAGCCGCUGCUGACGGUGCUCGGAGGGAAGCGCUAUACCAACGUCGCACUAAACCAGAACUCGGAAAUACGCUGGAGGCUGAAGAACCCGAAGAUGAUCGAGGCGGGCAUUGAGCCGAAGUGCUACAACAACAUCCUGCUCACAGUGUUCCCGAAGUCGGUCGAAAUCGAGGAAAACCUGGAGAAGUGCAAAAGAAGCUGGAUUGAAACGUGCUACCCGAAGGGGCCGGUACCACUGUACAUGACAGAGAAGGGCGCGAUUCUCAAAAAGGAGGAGAUCCUGGGGGACACGAAGGUGGACUACCAGAACCCGUACCUGGGAUACACGGCGAUCCUGCCCUUUUUGAGCAAGUCGCAGUUCGACCAGGUCAGAAUGACGCAAAGGAGGGUGAAGGAGCGCUUCCUGAACGACCUGACCACGCAGGUGAUCUGCAGCACGCACCCCGACAAGGGGAAGGCAAUACUGGAGAAGGCGAGUAGGAACGUGUGGAAGUCACAUUUGAAGUACGCACUAAGUGAAGAGGAUUUGUAA